GACUUUAACACCCUCCUUUCUCUCUCUCUACCUGGAAACUUCACUUCUUAUUCUUCUGUGUUAAUUGAUCACUAGACAGUGAUCAUGGGAGGGAUUUGUUCAAAGAAAUCCAAUGGUAACAACAAGAAAGCCAAUCCAUAUGGAAAGACUAAUGGGAAUGGUGUUGUUUCUUAUGAAAACAAGCAACAUAUUUCAAGUACUCAACAAGUGAAGGAAAGUAAAGAGAAGAAGGAAUUGCAAGCGGCAAAUUUAAAGCAGGAAUCAUUUUUGAAUUCUAAAAAUGAUAUUGGGGAUGAGUUUUAUGAUGGGAUUCCUAGAUAUCCAUCAUCAUCAAUCAAAUCAAGAUCAAUUCGCAGACAAGCAGCUGUUGCCAAGGUUUCGGAGGUUAGUUCACGUUUAAGUAGAGUUGGCAGUGUUGGACUGGGGAAAGCAGUGGAGGUCCUGGACACGCUAGGGAGUAGCAUGACAAAUUUAAACCCCCAGACUUUCACCUCUAGUGUAGCGACCAAGGGCAAUGAACUUGGAAUUCUAGCUUUUGAGGUAGCUAACACGGUUGUCAAGGGUUCCAACCUUAUGCAAUCUCUUUCUGUACGAAGUGUAAGACAUUUGAAGGAAGAGGUGCUUCCUUCAGAAGGUGUGCAAAAUCUGAUAUCAAAAGAUAUGGACGAGCUUUUGAGGAUUGUUGCAGCUGACAAGAGAGAAGAGCUGAAAAUAUUUUCAGGAGAAGUGGUUCGUUUCGGAAAUCGAUGUAAAGAUCCUCAAUGGCACAACUUGGACCGUUAUUUUGAGAAAAUUAGCCGAGAUCGUAAUCCUCGUAAGCAAUUGCAGGAGGAGGCAGAAUCCAUAAUGGAACUUUUAAUGAUUCUGGUUCAGUUUACAGCUGAGCUAUACCAUGAAUUGCAAAUUUUGGACAGAAUGGAACAUGAAUGUCAACGUAGGGAGGGUAGUGCAGCAGCUAAUCAGAGAGGAGAAAGCCUUGCGAUGUUAAAGGCAGAAAUAAAAAGCCAAAAAAAGCGAAUACGAAAUGUAAAGAAGAAAUCACUUUGGUCUAGAAGUUUGGAAGAGGUGAUGGAGAAGCUUGUAGAUAUCAUCCAUUUCUUAAUCCUCGAGAUCGGCAAUGCCUUUGGUAGUGGUGAUGAUUCCGUACAAGAUGAAGAAUCUGUUAGCAAUAAUCCAAGAUUGGGACCUGCCGGUCUUUCUUUACAUUAUGCAAAUGUAGUUAUGCAAAUUGAUAAUCUUGUGGCACGAUCGGGCUCCAUGCCUCCAAAUGGUAAGGAUACAUUGUACCAGAGCUUGCCACCUGGUGUAAAAUCAGCUCUACGUCCCAAACUGCAAUCAUUUAAUGUCAAAGAUGAGCUUACCAUCACAGAAAUUAAAGAUACGAUGGAGAAGACACUGCACUGGCUGGUUCCAAUGUCCACUAACACAGCCAAAGUGCAUCACGGUUUUGGUUGGGUUGGAGAGUGGGCAAGUUCCGGGUCUGAGGCCAACAGAAAACCUGCUGCUGGAGCAGCUGAUAUAAUCCAGAUUGAAACACUCCACCAUGCGGACAAGGAGAAAACAGAAGCCUAUAUUCUUGAACAACUAUUAUGGCUUCACCAUCUUGUCAGCAAAACCAAGAGUGUUUCUAGUGGUGUUAGCAUAAAAUCUCAUGCCAAGUCUGCAAUUGGCACACAGGGUCAGAAGUCGAAUCAGAAACAAGAGCAAGAGUCACCCAAUGCAGCUGACUUGCCUGACGCUGUAACGUCCAAUGCACCACCACCAACAACGACCGAAGACCACAAAAUAUUGCAGGAUGCAAGUGAGGAAAACCAGAUAGAAGAAAAUAGUAAGAGCCAGGACAUCAACUCAGUGGAUACCAAGUUGAGAGAAGAUGGUGGGCUGAGUACGACUAACAACAAUUCCCCUAGAAGGAAAAGCGAGGACUCAGCUACUGUCAAAAGUGUUCCUUCUGUGCUUCCCAUCAGUGAUAUUGGUAUUGACAAGGAGGAAGAAUUGGAUAAGAUUGACAGAGUUGAUGUGCUCAGAUACAAGGGAAAGCCUGGACUUGUUACUGUCAAAACUUAAAAAGCAUUCUUUCUUUGGUUCCACCAUUGGCUUAUGGGAUGACAAGGAGAAACGAUCGGAUGUUAAUAGUAAAGUUGACGUGCUCAGAUAACUUAUUGAAUGAUAUACAUGAAAUUGAGUGACAAGAAAAUUCUAGUAAUUUAUAGACUGGGAAAGCCAUGUAGUCCGUCCUUGUGCAUUUGGGCUAAACCUGGCUGCAUAUACAGGCAUUACAGCUUCUGUAAUGAUGGACAGAAUCACAGUUUAUACACUACUAAAUAUACUGAAAGCAUGCUGUACUUGGACCACAGGUCCUGUGGAACUGAAAUUUAAAAAGUUUGCCUUGGAUUCUGGUGUA
Molecule: messenger RNA, 2404 nt
Organism: Populus nigra (black poplar)
Lineage: Eukaryota; Viridiplantae; Streptophyta; Magnoliopsida; Malpighiales; Salicaceae
Product: protein PSK SIMULATOR 1-like
Exons: 13
Coding region: 85-2067 (660 amino acids)
Biological process (GO): positive regulation of growth
Source: RefSeq, a predicted model, not a curated record